AUGAUGACCGAAAGUGACCGAGACGAGAAACAGCCCGCGUCGUCGGCGACCGAGACGCAGCCCAUCAGCGACGCCGCCGCCGCCGCCGCCGCCGCUGAGAAGCGUCUGGUCCGAAAGACCGACAUGCUCAUGAUGCCCGGCCUCGCCCUGGCCUACUUCACGCACACCCUCGACCGCGCGAACCUGGGCAACGCGAAGACGGACGGCAUCGAGGACGACCUCGGGAUGGAGGGGAACCAGUUCUCCCUGCUGCUGGUGCUCUUCUACGUCCCCUACGCGCUGUUCAACAUCCCCUGGACCAUCCUCGCGAAGAAGUACAACUCGUCGCUCGUCAUCCCGAUCGCCGUCGCCGCCUGGGGCGCCUGCACCCUCGGCGCCGCCGGCACGACCGACUUCGCGGGCAUCAUGGCGACGCGCAUCGUCAUGGGCGCCGUCGAGGCGGCGUACAAGCCCUGCGAGGUGUACUACCUCUCGCUCUUCUACACGCGCAGGGAGAUGGGGUUCCGGGUCUGCUGGAUCGGGCAGAUGGGCUUCAUUGCCGGUGCUGUCAGCGGCUUAAUCUCCUGGAGCGUGUUCAAAUGGGACGGAAAGCUGCAUGGCUGGCGAUACCUCUUCAUCAUCGAAGGCGCCAUCACUAUUGCGGUGGCCAUAUUCCUAUACCUCUUCGCGCCCCGCAGCCCCGAGAAGUGUCGCUGGUUCACCGACGAGGACCGGCGCCUGGCCGCGCUGCGUCUCGAGCAGGACUCGCAGGACCAGGACAAGAAGUUUCGCUGGGAGGAUGCGAGGAGGCAGCUGCAGCACUGGCAGACGUGGGCUUUUGCCUUUCUCGCCCUGAUGUACGGCGUCGGCGUGGCCAGCAGCUCCAACUUUUUGCCUACACUCGUCAAGCGCUUGACAAAAGAUACUACCAAGGCCAACCUCUACACCGUCGGGCCGAACCUGACGGCCUCCGUCUGCCAGCUCACCAUCACCUGGUUCUCGGACCGCUACCAGCAGCGGGCCUCCAUCUCGAGCGGCACGCUGGUCGUCUCGCUCCUCGCCUGGAUCCUGCUCGGGACGCUGGACCUGGUGCGGCACGAGAGGGUCGGCUACUUCAUCACCUACCUCAUCACCUUCGCCACGUUCGUGCCCUCCAACCUCGUCCCCGUCUGGCUGGCGUCCAACGUGCCAACGACGACGGGGCGGACCGUCGCUCUGGGCUUGAACUACAUGGCCAUGAACCUGGCGGGUAUCGUCUCCUCCAUGGUGUUCCGGGCGGAAGACGCGCCGGUGUACCGUCCGGCGCUCAUCACCGUCGGCGUCACGCAGGGCAUCUUCAUCGUCGCUUGCUUGACGCUGAGGCAGUACUACGUCAACCUCAACAAGAAGCUCGAUUCCGGGGAGUUGGCUUUCGCGCCGGGAAUGGAGGCACGGCCCGAAUACCGGUAUGCCAUCUAA
Molecule: messenger RNA, 1437 nt
Organism: Colletotrichum higginsianum IMI 349063
Lineage: Eukaryota; Fungi; Ascomycota; Sordariomycetes; Glomerellales; Glomerellaceae
Product: Major facilitator superfamily transporter
Exons: 4
Coding region: 1-1437 (478 amino acids)
Biological process (GO): transmembrane transport
Cellular component (GO): membrane
Molecular function (GO): transmembrane transporter activity
Source: RefSeq, a predicted model, not a curated record